AUGACUGACAGUCUUUAGUAUUACCUCGUCGAUGAUCAAACUAAUGCAACUUCAAAAAGUUCACCGUGUGGAUUCAAAUACAAUGAGUACAAUCCACCAGCGAUAAAAAUACGAAUCGAAUGAAAAAUUUGUACCGUGUUUCAUAUUGCGUCUUAUUUUCGAACGUACCAAAGGUUGAAUUGAUUACACGUGCUAUUGCGCGUAUUAGGUUGGGUUAUAUCUCGCUCACCGCAUACACUGCCAAUUUAUAUCACUUAACUAUUAUUUAAUAAUUUGGAGAAAAUGAGUUGGAAGAAACCUGUUAUUUAUAUUUCUGCUGCGACAACUGUUGUCGGCGGAUCUUGUCUAAUAAAGGAUUAUUUGGGAGGACCAAUGUAUAAUCAAGAAGAGAAGUUGGAUGAUAAGAUUGUCAUUAUAACUGGAGCAAAUACUGGUAUUGGAUUUGAUACAGCUCGGGAGAUGGCCAAGCGUAAUGCAAAAGUUAUUAUGGCAUGCAGAGAUAUGAAGAAAUGUGAGUCACGUCGGAACAUUGUACUUGAUACAAGGAACAAGUAUGUUUAUUGUAGGAGAUGUGAUUUAUCAUCUCAAGAAAGUAUCACAAAAUUUGUUGAACGAUUUCGGAAAGAACAUGACAAACUUCAUAUACUUAUUAACAAUGCUGGUGUAAUGAGAUGUCCCAAAAGUUAUACCAAGGAAGGUAUUGAGAUGCAACUUGGGGUCAAUCAUAUGGGACACUUUUUACUUACAAAUUUACUCUUGGAUGUUCUGAAAAAAUCUGCACCAUCUAGAAUUGUAAAUUUGUCAAGUGCUGCUCAUUAUGCAGGCCAGAUAAAUAUGAAGGACUUAAAUAGUGAUCUUGCAUAUGAACCUAACAAAGCUUAUUCACAGAGUAAACUAGCCAAUGUUCUUUUUACUAAGGAGUUAGCAAACAAAUUGGAAGGAACUGGUGUUAAUGUGUACGCUGUCCAUCCUGGUAUAGUUGAUACGGAAAUAAUUCGACAUAUGUCUGUAUUGAACAAUUUCUUUACACGAUACUUGUUAAAACCUUUUGCUUGGCCGUUUAUCAAAGCACCUGUACAAGCGGCACAACUCAUUUUAUAUACAGCAUUAGACCCUAGCAUUGCAGAUGCUUCUGGCAGUUAUAUCGACAACUUCAAAAUCAAAGAAGCGUCGAAGAAUGGCAGGGAUAAAGAUCUGGCGAAAUGGUUAUGGAAAGUCAGUGAGUCAUGGACAAAAUUGAAUGUUACAUAAUUAUGUGAAUAUAUAGUACAGGCACAUGCACCUGUAUUAAAUGUAGUUUAUUUUUAAAUAUAAUGUAUAUAAUUAAAUUUUUUCGACACUUCAAUUUCAUUUCUCAAAUUUAUCACUUCUUUCACAAAAUAA
Molecule: messenger RNA, 1383 nt
Organism: Harpegnathos saltator (Jerdon's jumping ant)
Lineage: Eukaryota; Metazoa; Arthropoda; Insecta; Hymenoptera; Formicidae
Product: retinol dehydrogenase 13
Exons: 6
Coding region: 283-1251 (322 amino acids)
Source: RefSeq, a predicted model, not a curated record